AUGUCGUCAUCCGAAGAUGAUGUUGCACUUGAAUGUGCUAAUAAGGUGCAGGUGCUAGAGUUCAUAGCAAAUCAAAUCAGCAAACAUCCAGAGAUCCUUAGUAAGUCACAGACGCCCGCAUUGAAAAAAAAGAAAGAAGACGCGAUAAAACAAAUUCUACAAUUAUAUCAAAAUGUAAUGGGGCAACUAAUCACCUCGGGACAAUUAAUGAAAAAAAUUAACAACAUGAAGGCCCGUUUAAAAAAGAAAACGGAUGUAAAGAAAACGGGUAAUAAACCUAUCAAACUUCUUCCAUGGGAAAAAGUUUUAUACGAGGCCAUGGAUGGAGAUUCAAAUCCAACCGUUGCGAAAAUAGCAGGAGCCAAAUCAUACGGCACGUCAUUGGACGUAUUAUCUCCAAUUACAUCGUUUGGAGACACAGUCACUGCGUCCUGUUCCAGUGCAACUAACAUGGCAUUAAGCAACACUGACGUGGAUCAAUGUGAAAAAACAUCUACGGCUGCUACCCCUUUGCCACUGCCUCCACGUCAAAAGCGAUCAUCAACUGCACUGCCAGGCGAAACAGAGGAAACUCAAAAGUUGUCCAACCUAGAGCUGCAACGGUUAGUUUUGCUAGAGCAAAUACAGACCACCAGAGUCCAAAGAAACUAUUAUGAAAAUAAAAUAAAAAAGGAUGCCGUGCAAAUAGUAUACAACGAUGGAAAGACAUACAAGUGGCCGAACACCGUGUUUAAGAAAACCGAACUGGUGAACGGGAACCCCCUAAGGAUACGGCCCGACGAAGACUCCGCAUGGCUAAUCAACCUGAAGGAAACGGAGAAAGGGAUCGUAAAAAUACUCUUAGACAACAACCCAAAGAUAAAAGAGAUAGUCUCUAAACAAAAACCAAACCCGGGACACAUCACCUACGUCCUAGAACAAAAUAUUAUCCAAGAAGAAGGGGAAGGCAGGAAAACGGAGGGAAAAUACCACUUCUUGGUGAGCACAGGGGAACCGGAGUAG
Molecule: messenger RNA, 1002 nt
Organism: Brassicogethes aeneus
Lineage: Eukaryota; Metazoa; Arthropoda; Insecta; Coleoptera; Nitidulidae
Source: the annotation of a GenBank genome assembly